ACAAAGCGAGCACUUCAACGUAGAUACCAUAAAUCUCAUCUUGUUCCAUAUACCGAACAUUUCUCGUGUCCCACCAAACACUCCUUAUCACCCUCAAACGCUGUCGUUUAAAUCAUUCAAACAAUUUCACAAAUAAAAAAACCACAAUCAAUCAGAUUCCGAUUCUUCAAAAAAAAAAAAUCAAUCAGAUUCCGAUGACUAGCCCCGUCGCUCUCCUCCUCCUCCUGACGGCGGCGGCGCUUACCGUCACCGGAACUCCAACUGCCUACGAAGCCUUACGAACCUACAACUUCCCACCGGGAAUUCUCCCAAUAGGAGUAACCAAUUACGAAUUAGACAAAUCAAGUGGAAAUUUCCGCGCUGAUCUAAAUCGUUCGUGCAGUUUUUCGUUACAAGGUUCGUAUCAAUUGAGUUACAAAUCAACGAUCACCGGUAAAAUAACGGAAAACAGACUUACCGAUCUCAGGGGUAUAAGUGUCAAAGUGAUGUUCUUCUGGGUGAAUAUUCUUGAAGUUGUUAGGAAAAGUGAUAAUCUUGAUUUCUCUGUUGGUGUUGCUUCUGCGGCUUUUCCUUUGGAUGAUUUCUUUGAAUCUCCGCAGUGUGGCUGUGGUUUGGAUUGUGAUCCUUUGAGAAUUAGAAAACUUAAAUUGAAUACUAAAAACCCUUCUCUUUCUUCUUCUUAAGAUGUUUUUCACCCUUGGCCACUUUUCAUCGAAGACGUGUCUGGUGUGCGACAUAUGUCAGUGUGUACGCACCAACAAAUGUGAAUUGUGUCAUUUUACAAAUUAUUAUCGUGUCAAUAUGUCAUGGUGUAUGGUAUGUGUCUCUGCUUCAUUGAUAGUUUGGUGGCAUGAAGUGGUGACUGUUAAUGUAUAGUAUCAUUAUAUAUAAAAAUAUCAUCUGUGUUUCUUUUUACUGCA
Messenger RNA from Medicago truncatula (barrel medic), 920 nucleotides. RefSeq lists its product as uncharacterized. NCBI's taxonomy places the organism in Eukaryota, Viridiplantae, Streptophyta, Magnoliopsida, Fabales, Fabaceae. The record is from RefSeq and is a predicted model, not a curated record. Bases 195 to 683 code for a protein of 162 amino acids. The transcript has a single exon.